This is a messenger RNA of Marasmius oreades (fairy-ring Marasmius), 342 nucleotides long. RefSeq lists its product as uncharacterized. The record is from RefSeq and is a predicted model, not a curated record. Bases 1 to 342 code for a protein of 113 amino acids. Lineage: Eukaryota; Fungi; Basidiomycota; Agaricomycetes; Agaricales; Marasmiaceae. The transcript has 3 exons. Gene Ontology annotation, cellular component: DASH complex; mitotic spindle. Gene Ontology annotation, biological process: attachment of spindle microtubules to kinetochore.
AUGUCAAGCCCCACCCCUCAAUCCCUUCCCAAUGUAUUUGAAACCAAUCCGUACGAAGAUCAUUCAAGUCUCUCUCCAACCGAGGCUGCUGUUUUGUGGGAAUACGCGAAGCUCGCCGAGAAUGUUAAGCAGUUAACCUUAAAGGCGCGAAAUCUUACAGAAGAGCCCGAUGAGAUGCUCGUAGCUCGACUGAGAUCAUUGGAGAAGAAAAUGGGAUUGGUCUUUACACUCUUCAAAGCAUCCGUGUGGGGUGUAAUCAAUGAACAGCCAGUAGAAUCGUCCUAUGGUUACAAUGAUUCCGGUUCAGGCGAUUUUGUGGGAGAGGAAACAGUUAGACAAUAG